AUGUGUCGUAGCACCAUCAUAGUUGCUUUUGUUUCCUGCAUAUCACUUAAACUGCCGCUCACAGAAUCCACCAAGGAUGAGACGAAUCAGAAAGAAGCAUUGAACUUCUCGACAGCGCUCAGAAUCCAAGAUGACAUACAACCUCUUCAUUCUAAUGAAUCAUCACAUACAGCUGAACAGAAACUACUAAAAGCUGGAAAUUCAACA
This is a messenger RNA of Thelazia callipaeda (thelaziosis nematode), 207 nucleotides long. The record is from the annotation of a GenBank genome assembly. Lineage: Eukaryota; Metazoa; Nematoda; Chromadorea; Rhabditida; Thelaziidae.